Messenger RNA from Esox lucius (northern pike), 4694 nucleotides. Its product is annotated as STT3 oligosaccharyltransferase complex catalytic subunit B. The transcript is spliced from 16 exons. Gene Ontology annotation, molecular function: dolichyl-diphosphooligosaccharide-protein glycotransferase activity. Gene Ontology annotation, biological process: post-translational protein modification. Lineage: Eukaryota; Metazoa; Chordata; Actinopteri; Esociformes; Esocidae. The record is from RefSeq and is a predicted model, not a curated record. The coding region runs from base 312 to 2750 and encodes 812 amino acids. Gene Ontology annotation, cellular component: membrane.
CAACCACUUCCAAGGAAGAACUACAAGCCUGUCGAGGUAGAGGGCUUCCUUCCGCAAUCUUCGAAUACUAACUUCUAGUCAGGUCGCGUGUGUUGCUGCUGUAUCUCAACUCCGGCUGCUAUGCAACUCAUUCGGGGGAACUUAGUUUGAAUUAGUACCACGUUCGUACCAAGGAUAAGAUUUGUUGGACCGUAGGUCCUUGGAAGUGAAACGUGCGGCUGGGGUGAGAGGCGCUUCGAAAGUGGAGCGUGGCAGCAGGGGGCUUUCUCUCAUUCCAAUCAGAUCGUCUGCAACGGGUGCUAACGUAGAAUAUGGCGGAACAUCACGGAUCCGUUUCCGAUAGCAAGCACAAAGCUUCUGCCGCGAAUGUUGGAGCUUCUUUCUCCGGGAAUGGACGGACAAGUCCUGUGGCGAACGUCAGUAGUGGCGCGGAAAGAGCUCUCUCCACUGGUUUAGCUCAGCCUGCGGGAUGGCAGUCUUUGCUCUCGUUCACUAUUCUGUUUCUGGCCUGGCUGGCUGGUUUCAGUGCAAGGCUCUUUGCUGUCAUCCGUUUUGAAAGCAUCAUUCACGAGUUUGACCCUUGGUUCAACUACCGAUCCACACACCACCUGACCAUCAAUGGCUUCUACGAGUUCCUCAACUGGUUUGAUGACCGGGCCUGGUACCCACUGGGUAGAAUAGUGGGGGGAACGGUGUAUCCAGGUCUAAUGGUGACUGCGGGUCUCAUCCACUAUGUCCUAAACCUGCUCCAUGUCACUGUGCACAUCAGAGAUGUGUGUGUGUUCCUGGCUCCUGUCUUCAGCGGCCUCACCUCCAUCUCCACCUUCCUGCUGACACGUGAGCUCUGGAACCAGGGGGCGGGGCUCCUGGCAGCGUGCUUUAUCGCCAUCGUCCCCGGUUACAUCUCUCGCUCCGUGGCAGGCUCCUUUGACAAUGAGGGCAUUGCCAUUUUCGCCCUACAGUUCACCUAUUAUUUAUGGGUGAAGUCAGUGAAGACGGGCUCCGUGUUCUGGGCGAUCGGCUGCUGUCUGUCUUAUUUCUACAUGGUUUCUGCGUGGGGAGGCUAUGUCUUCAUCAUCAACCUGAUCCCUCUCCACGUGUUUGUGUUGCUGCUUAUGCAGCGCUACAGCAGACGAGUUUACAUUGCCUAUAGCACAUUCUACAUCGUUGGUCUGGUGCUCUCCAUGCAGAUCCCUUUUGUGGGCUUCCAGCCAAUCAGAACCAGUGAACACAUGGCUGCCGCAGGUGUGUUUGCCCUCCUCCAGGCUUAUGCCUUCCUGCAGUACCUGAAAGACAGACUGACCAAACAGGAGUUCCAGACUCUGUUCUUCCUGGGGGUCUCUCUGGCUGCUGGGGCAGUCUUCCUGACGGUUAUUUACCUGACAUAUACAGGGCACAUCGCUCCAUGGAGUGGUCGAUUCUACUCACUGUGGGAUACAGGGUAUGCUAAGAUCCACAUCCCAAUCAUCGCGUCAGUCUCCGAGCACCAGCCGACCACCUGGGUGUCGUUCUUCUUCGACCUCCACAUCCUGGUCUGCACUUUCCCUGCCGGCCUCUGGUUCUGCAUCAAGAACAUCAACGACGAGAGAGUGUUUGUGGCUCUGUAUGCCAUCAGCGCGGUCUACUUUGCCGGGGUGAUGGUUCGGUUGAUGCUGACCCUGACCCCAGUGGUGUGCAUGCUGUCGGCCGUGGCCUUCUCCAGCGUCUUCCAACACUACCUGGGGGACGACAUGAAGCGAGAGAUUCCCGCCGUGGAGGACAACAGCGACGACGACGACAAGAGGAACUCUGGGAACCUCUACGAUAAGGCGGGGAAGGUGCGGAAGCACGUGUCGGAGCAGGACAAGGCGGAGGAGGGCCUGGGUCCUAACAUCAAGAGCAUCGUGACCAUGCUGAUGCUGAUGCUGCUCAUGAUGUUCGCCGUCCACUGCACCUGGGUCACCAGCAACGCCUACUCCAGUCCCAGCGUGGUGCUGGCCUCCUACAACAACGACGGGUCACGGAACAUUCUGGACGAUUUCCGCGAGGCGUACUACUGGCUGAGACAGAACACGGACGAGCACGCCAGGGUGAUGUCGUGGUGGGACUAUGGAUACCAGAUAGCGGGGAUGGCCAAUCGGACCACACUGGUGGACAACAACACGUGGAACAACAGCCACAUAGCCCUGGUGGGCAAGGCCAUGUCAUCAAAUGAGAGUGCGGCAUAUGAGAUCAUGAGGUCAUUGGAUGUGGACUAUGUGCUCAUCAUCUUCGGGGGCGUGAUUGGCUACUCCGGUGAUGACAUCAACAAGUUCCUCUGGAUGGUGCGGAUCGCUGAGGGGGAACACCCGAAGGAUAUCAGGGAAAGUGACUACUUCACCCCCCAGGGAGAGUUCAGGGUGGAUAAGGCAGGAUCUCCCAUACUGCUCAACUGUCUCAUGUACAAGAUGUCGUACUACCGCUUUGGAGAGAUGCAGUUGGACUUCCGGACACCCCCGGGUUUCGACCGAACCCGUAACGCUGAGAUCGGCAACAAGGACAUCAAGCUGAAGCACCUGGAGGAGGCGUUCACUUCCGAACACUGGCUGGUGCGGAUCUACAAGGUGAAGAAGGAGGAGAACCGGGCCCCGCUGGAUCACAGCCCCCGUAGUACCAUCACCAACAAACAGAAGUACACCUCCAAAAAGACGACAAAAAGGAAGCGUGGGCAUGUGAAGAACAAACUUGUCCUCAAGAAAGGCAAGAAACUGAACAACAAGAAAUCAGUUUAACCCAACAACAAACAUGGAGGCUACAGGAGAGAGAGAGAGAGAGAGAGAGAAGUUUAAAAAUCAUUCAAAACGCAACAAGCAAGUAAUCCACCAUUCAAGAAGAAGAAUGAACACCAACUAAUCGAUCAGUGGUCCGGAGAGAUCUGUUACCUGGACGACCAGGUCUGUGAUGUUCACCGUGGUAACAGGAGGUUCUAUGUUAACCCUUCUGUGACCUCUGUAAGAAGGAGGUAAUGUUGCCGGCUAGAUCCGAUGACCUCCGUCGGUUUGGUUUUGCCCUGAGAAACUGAACUUUGACCUUUUGACGACCUUUGACAUUUUUUUUUUUUUGUACUUGAAUGUUGCUGUGAGGCGAGAGAGGAGGAGCCUUUGUGAAGUUACAAUACCAGACCAGGGCAGUCAGGCAGCACUCUGUACCAAAUGUGGCGCCCUAUUCCCAAUACUGUGCACUACUUUUCUUCACAUCCCUGUUUGAAAGUAGUGCACUUCCGAGGGAAUAGGGUGUCAUUUCACCCAUUGCCAAUCCUAAUAACGUUGUCCCGAAUUGAAUCUAGCAAACAAUCAAUUAAUCAGACAAAGGAAACGUGACGAUAAAAUCAAGAAAAGCUCAAAGAACUUGGAAGCUGUCAGUGACACCAAAGACAUUCCAUACCAUUUCAGUGUGUGAACUAAUUCCACUGAACUUGUUACCUUUAAAUAGCAGCCGAGGAAAAGGGCUGGGCUGUUGAUGCAUUGAGAAUGAGGUCGGAGGGGUUGAAUGAGAGGUCCCUGAUGCCUGUUCAGUUAUACUGUAACUUGGUUAUUCAUUAGCACCUAAUACCCGUCUGUCUCAAUAGAUUCUGGAUUUAUCUGGAUUUAAGUCCAGUUUAAGUCAAGUCAAGCUGGUCUGCCAACCGGACUAAAUGUGUGUAUUUUUUUUCUUUCUUUUUUGCAUAAAGCAACGUGGCAAAUUUCACUGAUGGGUUAUCGUGAUGAUUUCGAACAAACAAAUAUUUUAAAUCAGUCAAUUUUACUGUUACAAUAAAAAACAGACCAGAAAAUAGGGUCUUCAUGGAGAGUUAUACCUAGUUUGUAUUUUUUAAGUAAUUUUGUUCUGAGAUUUGCCGGUCGAGGUGCUGUUGGUAUGACUGAACGAUGUGUUAGUCUGGGGUUUCCAAUAAACUGCACUGAAAUAGCCUACGAUGUAAUUAUUUUUAAUUGUUCCUAAUGCACUUUAGCCACAGUGAUAACUUUCCUUGUGCUCUUUUUUUCCUCUUCUGCUUUUAAAGGUAACAAAAAGAACACCUACUCUGGUAGAUAAUUAUAAUAAUAAAGUUAUUUUCCAGGGCUUCUCUACAUCCGUGUCUACUCUAAACCAGCCUGUCCCUCAUGAUGACUCGUCACCUUUUAUCAGUCAUCUUUGACCCUGGUUCUCACUUAACUUGACACCCAGCUGCUUGUUUCCGUUCAGGAAGUAGAACGCUAUGCUCGGUCUUAACAGCGUGCCAUUAGAAGCUGUAACGACAUAUAAAAGCCUUAACAGCUUACUUUAGACAACCAUAUCGAUGUUUCUUCGCUUGACAGAGUCCGAGACUCUGUCUUCGUUAAAAUUGGCUCUCCGCUCCCAAUGUGUUGCACUACUUUUGACUGGAGGGCUAUGGCAUACACACAUAGUAGAGUACGAGUAACGAAUAGGGUGCCAUUUGGGACUCAGACUCUCUUGGGUAUUUAUUAGUCAAUGAACGAUGGAGGCUUACGACAAACAGUGGCAUCCAAUCGUGAAUGAAUUGCAAAAACAAUGUUUCUUUCUGUUUUUUCCUGUCAAGGGUUAUUCCAUCAAUUGUAAUGAAAUGGAUGCUGGUGGGUGUGAGAAUGAAAUAUGCCUUUUUUUAAUUAAAGAGGUUGAAUUAACUUGGCUGCUGUUUGGGUCAUUUUGUCGUAAAUAAAAAAUGGACAUGUCGAUCA